This is a messenger RNA of Notothenia coriiceps (black rockcod), 4008 nucleotides long. RefSeq names its product axin-1-like. Lineage: Eukaryota; Metazoa; Chordata; Actinopteri; Perciformes; Nototheniidae. The coding region runs from base 17 to 1264 and encodes 415 amino acids. Gene Ontology annotation, biological process: cell development; positive regulation of protein kinase activity; negative regulation of canonical Wnt signaling pathway. Gene Ontology annotation, cellular component: plasma membrane; nucleus; beta-catenin destruction complex. The record is from RefSeq and is a predicted model, not a curated record. Gene Ontology annotation, molecular function: identical protein binding; protein kinase binding; I-SMAD binding. The transcript is spliced from 6 exons.
AGAAGGAGAUGAAGUGAUGUCCACAGCUGCAGCGUCAUCCAGUCACAGGUUCCCCCCUGGUGCUUAUCCGCAGAACUACAACUCACGCUAUGCCGACAACACCUACAGUGGUCUUAUUCUGAGAGACGCUCACGAGGAGAACCCAGAGAGCAUCCUGGACGACCACGUGCAGCGGGUCAUGAAGACCCCCGGCUGCCAGUCCCCCGGCACAGGACGCCACUCUCCCAAGUCACGCUCACCGGACGGUGUCCCAGGGGGAAAAGGGGCGGGACUUGGAAUGGCGCAGGGGAAACAUCCGUCCAGGCACGGCGUCAAGGGAGACCACCUGUACCACCACAAACACAUGCACCACAUCCACCACGCUGCCGUCGGGAAGCCCAGGGAGCAGGUGGAGGCUGAGGCGGCCAUGCGCGUCCAUGGCAACCUCCCCUGGGGCGCAGAGACGGGGCAUUAUGGUUCCAAGUCUCGCAGCUACGCAGACGGCAUGGGAUCCAACCCCGUGGAUCACACAGGGUAUAGUAGCAAAGGUGGCCCACAGUGUAAAAGGGCGUUGAAGAAGGGUGACGAAGUGCGGCCUUAUGACGGGCCAGCGCCUCCAGAGGAGAUGGAGAAAAAUCAGAAGAUCCUCUUGUGGCUGAUGGAAGGACAGAAGGAAAUGGUUCAAUAUAAGAGGAGCCCAUACGGGAGUACCACUGGGUCCAAGAGGACGUCAGGCCAUGAGGCCCAGCAGCGGAACAAUGUACAGCCGUCCCACCCUUUCAUCCAGGACCCCACCAUGCCCCCAAACCCCGCUCCCAGCCCCCUCAUCCAGCUGGAGGAGGUGUGCAGGCGGCUUGAGGAGGAGAAGAUUCAGUCAGGAACUGUCCAACCCAAGCAAAGGUAUGUGAUGGAGGUGAUCCAGAGGGGCCGCACCGCCGUCAGGCCGGCUCUGUUCCCCCCGCUCAGCGUGGUGCCCGCCGUCUCUGACAGCGAGCUCUCCCAGCCAGAACACAAAGCCACUAAGAAGCAUCCCUGUGAGAACACGACUGUGGCGUAUUACUUCUGUGAGGAGCUGAUACCCUACAGGACGUCUGUCAAAGGGAGGGUGGUCACACUGGGCCAGUUCAAAGAACUGCUGACGAAGAAAGGAAACUACAGGUAUUAUUUCAAGAAGGUGAGCGACGAGUUUGACUGUGGGGUGGUGUUUGAAGAGGUACGUGAAGAUGACGCUAUCCUGCCCAUCUUUGAGGAGAAGAUCAUCGGGAAAGUGGAAAAAAUUGAUUGACGUUCACGUCGAAGAGGAAGGAUGAGGAACAAUUGGAGGGUGAAGAGGAAGUGUUUUGGGAUCGAAGGACCAUGAGAAGAAAGUGACACAGGAAGUGGAUGCAGAGUUGAAGAGCAGUGCAGUUUUGAGGCUUGGGGAGCACCACUGCAGUGACGUUGGACUAGAAGAAAAAGAAAAAAGACCUCAUUCACUUCGUCGGAGUGUAAUGUAGCAUUGUAAAGUUUACUAGAUGAAGAAGAACAAAAGUGCUACUAAAGCAACAUAUUUUUGAUAUGACGUAUCAGAGGUUGCCCUUUCUAAAGUAACCACACUUGUCAUUUUUAUAUGUAUUGGUACCAGAUGUGUACAGUUUGUGUUAAAAGAUAACAACAUUUUAUAUCUAUUUAAGUAUUUAAAAUGCUCAUUUUCAAUCCUAUUGAAGCAGGAGUGUGGCCCCUGUUGAAGACGAUCAAAUCCUUUUUUGGGAUGACUUUUUGUUGUUUUAUUCAUGUUGUGCGUUUAAUACUUCACUUUAAUAAUACUUAUUUUCAUUCAAUCUGCACUUUCAUUGUAUUGUACACCACUGAAUAUGUCUCAAGGUAGGCUGCACCGUGAAUUUCUAAAGCACCUACACGUGGCCAGAGAAAUGGAAACCCCUGUAGAGUGCACUGCAAUCCAGCCCUAGGUCCUAAAAUAGUACUUUAACAAGAUUAAUGUAAGUCAUGGCACUGCAGGAGAGCAUUUAUGAUCACUUUUAAAGCUGUGAGUAGUGUUUUUAUCCGUGACACCACCACAGAGUUGUAAUUUAUUGUUUUAUUGGCUUGCAUUCUGCCCAGGUUGUUUGCAUUCUGCUGGUUCCUUGUUGUAUGCUCCAUAGGAUUGUAGACAUUAGCUAUGUUUAUGUACAUGUGCGGCACUGUUGUUUACCCCAACUAAAUUGAAGUUGUACGAGAAUUGCCUAACAAAUGAACACAGCAAUGCAAUAAUACUGUGGGAAAAGGGGGAAAGUAGGUGAAUAUCUAUGCAGGUUAGUUCCCCUGAUCCAAAACGACACUGGCCCUUUACUUUAAUAAUUUAUAAUAAUAUUAAAAACAAGUUGAGGCUACACAUUAAGACAUUUAGGUUUUUAGAAGCCUGUUUUCCCAAUUUUAAAUGUGUUUUGAUUAUACUCUGUUCAUUAAUCAGACUGAAUUUCAAUUGGGUUGAGACCAUCUUUUCUAAAAUUCUAAUUGAAGAUUGUGAAUAAGAAAUACUACCUUUUUUACGAAUUAAAAUGAAUAGUAAGUGCCAAUGAAUAUUUGGAGGUACAUUUUCUAGUUUUCUUUAAAUUAUUUCCAGUUAAACAUUGAAUUUUCUAAAGAACUCACCUCAGCUUUGGAGGUCGGUGUGUGUUCAUGAAAGGGAAGCGUUCCAAUCCACACACACUGGAGGUCCCGCCUCCUUGAACAUGUCCAACAGGUCAUAUCACAGCGUUUGAAUGAGAGGCCAGUGAAUGUCAUCAGAAUACUAUCAAACCUAGAUCUAGUUGUCACAUAAAGGCAUAUUUAACUACUAUAAGUGCUACCUUUUUACAGUAGGUGUAUAGGAGUGCUAAUAGACACUGAAAUGUUGCGUUUAUUGUGUUUACAUCAAGUAUUUAUUAGUUUUAGCUCCAUGUGUGUGUUUAUUUAUGAGAUCCCAGAGACUAACCCUCUUUUAAUCACUGCUUUGUGUAUGUAUCAGUUCAGAAGGGGCUGAUCUCUCAUCUGUAGCCUUCUCUAGCUAAUCGCGGCUAUCGUGUGCCUAGCAGUAAUGAAUUGUUUUGUGCAAAUGAUCUACUGUUGAUAGAUCAGGUUACACCAAAGAGAAAAAAGUAGAUGGUAGUUACCAUAGGCACGCUCUUGAAUUCUCACAUUGAUAUUACCCCUUCAUUUUGUGGCGGCACUUAGUUGUUAUGUUUUAUUUAAGCGUUUGCAUGAAGAUUCAGAAUGUUUUUUUUUUUUCAAUGAAAUGAGUGUAUUUCCUGAUUCUACUUGUUACAAGGGACAAAUCAUAAUCAUUGCUGAAAAAUGUCUCAGCAUAAUAUAUAUUUCCUGUCCUUGCUAUUUGGCACCAUAAGUGAAACGUUUGCACUGGAAUAGCAACUGAAAUUGGACAAAAAAUCAAUCUGGAAAGCAGCAUGACAUUUAGUUUCAAGGUCUCCAUGGAUUUCGUAAUUUUGCUGUAAUGAAAGCCUUUAACUACAGAUGCUGGACCUUGAAACCAGAGUGUGUGUGUGUGCGUGUGUGUCGUUGCACAGUGUAUGGACGAUCUUGUUUAUUCAGAAGCUGUUUAUCAAUGCUGCCUUUUUUUUUAGAUUCUUUACUUAAAUCAGUUUAAUAUAUACUGCGUUGUUAAAUGAUCCACUAUUGAGUACAAAAUCAAAUGUAAUACUAUAAGUAUUAUCUUGAUCUUUUUUUUUUUUUUAAAUAUAAAAUCUGUGAAGUUUCUUACUGUGAAAGCCCCAAAGGUUAUUAUUUAAAAUCAAUUAAUGUAUAUAAUAAAUGUCAGAGUGCCUUUACUACUAUGCUAAUGACAUCUGCUGUGUGACUUUCACACAUGUGGGGGCAUAAAUACUGGGAUUUAUUUGUAUUUCUUGUUUAAUGUUUGUCACAUUUCCACCUUUUUCUCUGUAAAUAUGUACAACUUUGUCAUCAGCCAGCAGCCCACUCACCCCCCUGGACCUGUUUCUGUUCAUAGCAUGGUUACCGUUUAAAAAGGUACCCGGACAAUAAAUACAUGCAAUA